AUGAGUAUAUGCCGCAACGAUGGCCACCAUUCACCCAUCAACCCCACAUUCACCUUCUGGCCACAUUACGGCGAUGAGGAGAACCAAGAGAAGCGAACGGUGUUUUUCAGUUAUCGCGCUAGAAGUACCACCGCCACACCUGCAAGAAAUGUAGAGGGAAAUAAAAUCAAAAUAUCCCCCCUAAACAGCAACCAGCUCAAGAUCGUGAGUAAAGGCAGCAAAAAUUUAGCUGAAGUUUUGACACCAGGGAUAUCUACAACACCCACAUUAACUUCGUCCUACAGACGCCCAAAGGAUCGACCUUCGGCCCUCGUCUCACCACUCUCUUCAUUUGAGCGUUCGCGUGGCAACAACGUUCGGGUGAGUCACCUGCGUUUGAAUCCUGCUACCGUUGGGGCCCCGAGAGCUCUGCUGAAGAAGACACCACCACCACCACCACUACCCCCACCCCCCUCUCCACAGCCAUCACCAAGGCAAAAAUUGCACCUGUGCCUACAGCCAUGUGAGCUCACUUCCAAUAAAAAUGCGACGGCAACCACUGCCUCGCAUCUCCAGCUGCCGUCGAGCCAAAAUAGCAAGAAGUCCUAUACUUCCUCCAUUCAUGUCCGCGUAAGUCCUAUUGCGUCUCCCAUUACACUCGAUUUGCGUGAACCAAAUACUACCUCAGCUUCCACAAGCAAUGCAAUUCCUCAAAGCCCCAACUCACAUCCCACGAUAGUACGCCAUCAGUUUGCCUCCUCCCAUUGCCCAUUCAACUUCAGAUACAAGGGGAUGCAGUAUGCAGAAGGUGUCACAUUGCCGGAUGAGAAGACGGCAUUCACCGACACCGAGGCGCCCUUACCGAGUCCACGCAUCAUCCAGCAGUCCUUCGAUGAGAGGCAUGGUGGAGUUAUGCCCAGGACCAAAGAAUGUGCCGUUUGGAAAAACACAUGCGAUUUACUAUCCAACGAGGCGACAAUAUCGCAAUCUCGUGAAUCGGUGUUUCCCUUCCCAUUAGGCGAUUGUAAUGACCUAAAAGAAUCGAAAGAGAUUGACAAUGAAACUGCAAACUCAAACAGGCUCCGAAUUGUUUCACUUCGAGUGGGACGCGCGUGUGAAAUUGUGCGUCCUUUCUCAUCUUUUCACUCGCUCACCUCCCUAGAGGGUCUCCAAAAAGCUACAUUCGAUUAUUUUACAUCUACAAAAAUGAGAGCUAUUGACAGCACUCCACGCAUCCUGUUCCACGAUUCAGUCAGCGAACCAAUGGUCUACAAUUCUUACAAACCGCCUGAUCCCUCUUCUGAACGGCAUUUUGACAUGCCUCCCGACAGAGUGACCACUCCUGGUUCACCCUACUUGCCAGACGACAAUGUCUGUUUUCAGACAUUGGGUAACUAUUCCAAUGCAUUCCUUGGAGAGAGCUGGACACUGCCAGAGACGGCAAAACAAAAAGUGGCUGUUCCGCCGCCAAUGCGAGAGGUAAAACUAACUCCUCAAGAGACAAUAGAACGAAUCAACAAAUUGCGCAGCAUCCUUCGAAUCGACGAAAAGUUCUACCCCCUCCAAGUGGACAAAUGCGUUCAAGUUGAGCAGCGUGCAAGAAAUGCUCUAACUUCGUGCCAAGCAUCCAAAGAGUGUCAGGUGGAUCAAAUGUCCACAGAUUUUUGGGAUACCGCGACUAUCAGCGAUACUCAGUCUUUCAAUGAGCAUAGUGCUAUGAACACCAAUAUUGUUGAGGAUCAUGGCGAUUGUGUGCCACAGCCAUCUUUUCGUAAUCAUCCUCAUCCACAGGAAAACGCUUCCUAUCCACUUCGUAUGGGAAGGGAGGAGCCGAGGGUACAAAAUUCUUCACCAAAAUCUGUUCGUCGUCGAUGCCAUACUAAACUUUCAAAUCUGAAGAGGGAAGAUGAAGAGGAUACAGAACUUAUCUCGGGAGCGCCAUUUAUGACAUCUCGGACGGUCAGAUCCAUGUCGGUGGGUGAAAGUCAACGUCUACCACCGUCCGAACAGGGCUCGUUCUUCGCUGUCAAUGGAUCCUCGUCACCAAUUUCGACAAAACGGUGGGAGGAGUGCCUAAAUCAAGUGAACGCAAGACGCCGACAUCACUCGGCCUCAAGCAAUAUCCACUUGCGCUCUUCACGACCGAAGCGAACCUCUCGUAAACCCUGCACCACUGAUCGAAAAAAACAACAAGAUUUGAGGUGCAGUUUAAUGCGCCAAACAUUUGCGUCAGCUCAACGUUGCAAAGCCAGUCGUCCUAGUUAA
Hydatigera taeniaeformis is the source of this 2244-nucleotide messenger RNA. The record is from the annotation of a GenBank genome assembly. NCBI's taxonomy places the organism in Eukaryota, Metazoa, Platyhelminthes, Cestoda, Cyclophyllidea, Taeniidae.